Messenger RNA from Capsicum annuum, 745 nucleotides. RefSeq names its product ion channel CASTOR-like. NCBI's taxonomy places the organism in Eukaryota, Viridiplantae, Streptophyta, Magnoliopsida, Solanales, Solanaceae. The record is from RefSeq and is a predicted model, not a curated record. Gene Ontology annotation, biological process: monoatomic ion transport.
UGUUAGAAGACCGUCGGACUGCACCACAGAGGAAUUAUCUCUGAACAAGCAGCUAGCUUACCGGGUAGAUGUAUUCUUAUCAUUUCAUCCUUAUGCUAAACCACUGGCCUUGUUAGUUGCCACUCUGCUCCUUAUUUGUCUUGGUGGCUUAGCACUUUUUGGCGUGACAGACGAUAGCAUAGCAGAUUGCCUUUGGUUAUCAUGGACUUAUGUUGCAGAUUCAGGAAAUCAUGCUAAUUCUGAAGGCAUUGGUCCACGCCUGGUGUCAGUUUCUGUUAGUUUUGGUGGAAUGCUGAUAUUUGCCAUGAUGCUCGGACUAGUUUCUGAUGCAAUCUCUGAGAAAUUUGAUUCACUCAGGAAGGGAAGAAGUGAAGUACUUGAGAAGAACCACACACUUAUACUUGGUUGGAGUGAUAAACUGGGAUCGUUAUUGAAUCAACUCGCAAUAGCUAAUGAGAGUUUGGGGGGAGGAACUGUUGUAGUCAUGGCCGAGCGAGAUAAAGAAGAGAUGGAACUUGAUAUUGCUAAAAUGGAGUUUGAUUUUAGAGGAACUUCUGUCAUAUGCAGAAGUGGAAGCCCCUUGAUUUUGGCUGACCUGAAAAAGGUUUCUGUCUCUAAGGCUCGUGCAGUAGUUGUCCUUGCUGAAGAUGGGAAUGCUGACCAGAGUGAUGCCCGUGCUCUGAGGACAGUUUUAAGCCUUACAGGAGUAAAGGAAGGACUUCAGGGCCACCUAGUGGUUGAACUC